GAUGUUUGUGUUGCUGUCACUGUCCUUGCUCGUGGUGGAUGUAGCCUCUGUAACCAUCACAGUUCAGAACCACUGGGCAGGUGGCUUUCAAGUUGAGGUGGCCAUACCUGUGACCUGUGACCUUCAAGGCUGGACUGUCAGCCUCGACUUCGACCAAGACAUAAAAUCUAUCGAGAUAUGGGCAGGUGAUGUUCGGCAAGAGAGUCCACGCCGAUACCUGGUGUCUAGCCAUGAUUAUAACGGAGAGGUGCACACUGGGACAUCGCUUACCCUGAGUGUCAUAGGUCACACAGUCGGGGACAUCUCACCCUCACUCACAGCUUUUAUCACUGACUGUGGUGAUGGCCAUGGGGGAACUCUACCUCCUGGUGCCACGAGAACUCCUAUCCCGAGAACAAGUCCUGCGAGCACGGGAGGAGGAACUCCAACGAAAGAUUAUGCAGACGCCCUCGGCAAGUCCAUCCUCUUCUACGACGCGCAGCGAUCUGGGAAACUUCCGGCGAACAACCCCAUCACAUGGCGGGGAGACUCCGCACUGAAUGACUGUGUAGUGGGUGGGUGGUAUGAUGCUGGAGACCACAUCAAGUUUGGGUUGCCAUUUGGGGCUGCAACUCAUGUCCUUUUGUGGGGCCUUCAUCUUUUCAAGGAUGGGUACGAGCGCGCCCAUCAGCUGGACAUGAUGUAUGAUAUGAUCAAGUGGGCGCUGGACUACAUGUUAAAAGCCUGGAAUCCUGUCACUAAGGAACUCGUUUGUCAGAUCGGAGAAGGGCUGGCAGAUCACCACUUCUGGGGCCGUGCGGAGGACAUGACGAUGGACAGACCCUGCUACAAGGCCGGGGCAGGUCAAGGGGCAGGAGACAUUGCCGCCGAGUGGGCCGCCUGCAUGGCCGCUGGCUCCAUCUUGUUCAAGGAGAAGGGAGACACCAGCUAUGCAGCUCAGCUCCUGACGGCCGCGGAGUCUUUGUAUGCAUUCGCCAAGGCUCAUCCCACUCCGUGGUCAGGGUCCAGUGCUUUCUAUGCACCCAGUACCUCUGAUGACGAGAUCUGCGAGGGCGCCAUAUGGUUGUACCGUGCAACACGCAACCAGAAAUACCUCAACGAUGCCAGAGAAAAGUGGACUCCAUCUUACGGAUUUGCCUUGUCCUGGGAUGACAAGAAAAUAGCCUGCCAGAUCAUGGUGUACAACGAGACCUACUCUGGGAGUUCCCAGUUAAAGGACCCUAUUGAAGGUUUCUUUAAGGGGUGGCUACCCGGGGGCACCGUGAAGUACACACCGUGUGGACUGGCCUGGCGGGACAUGUGGGGCGCCAACAGAUAUGCUGGUGGUGCUGCCUUUGCCGCCCUGGCUGCUGCUGAAACGGGGCUAAACACAGCCACUUACAGAGCGUGGGCGAUAGAGCAGAUCAACUACAUGCUGGGCGACAAUAAAGUUGAUGGCGGUUGCUUCAGUUUCGAGAUCGGCUACGGCAGCAAGUAUCCCAAGAGUCCUCAUCAUCGUUCGGCAUCCUGUCCCGACAUUCCUCAGCCGUGUUCUGAAGCGAAUCUUCACGCUUCUGGCCCCAGUCCUCACCUGCUGUUGGGCGCCCUCGUUGGAGGGCCAGACGUGAACGACAGCUACGUGGACAACCGCGAGGACUACGUCAAGAACGAGGUGGCCAUCGACUACAACGCGGGCUUCCAGUCGGCGCUAGCUGGAAUCCUCCAUUUGUUGGCAACGAACAAUUUUCCUCCCACUAAGAACGCCUGCCCGUGUGUGGAGAGCUAAUCGUCUGAGGUCAUCAUCCUAUCGUCCACUUUUCUGUCUUCAAGUAAUAAAGAUGUUCAUGAUGUCA
Pomacea canaliculata is the source of this 1832-nucleotide messenger RNA. Its product is annotated as endoglucanase A-like. Gene Ontology annotation, biological process: carbohydrate metabolic process. Gene Ontology annotation, molecular function: polysaccharide binding; hydrolase activity, hydrolyzing O-glycosyl compounds. The record is from RefSeq and is a predicted model, not a curated record. Lineage: Eukaryota; Metazoa; Mollusca; Gastropoda; Architaenioglossa; Ampullariidae.